Messenger RNA from Anguilla anguilla (European eel), 1974 nucleotides. Its product is annotated as POU domain, class 2, transcription factor 3-like. Lineage: Eukaryota; Metazoa; Chordata; Actinopteri; Anguilliformes; Anguillidae. Gene Ontology annotation, cellular component: nucleus. The record is from RefSeq and is a predicted model, not a curated record. Gene Ontology annotation, molecular function: DNA-binding transcription factor activity, RNA polymerase II-specific; RNA polymerase II cis-regulatory region sequence-specific DNA binding. The transcript is spliced from 13 exons. The coding region runs from base 125 to 1363 and encodes 412 amino acids. Gene Ontology annotation, biological process: regulation of transcription by RNA polymerase II.
UUCACGGACGGAGAUUUUUACAUUUCUGUUCAGAGCUUUAGAGAAGAAGACAAACAAAAAAAAAAAUACACACAGACUCAAGAUUACUUAUAUUAGGCCUGUGUUUGCUAACUAAAGAGGUGCAAUGGUGAGGGUAGAUUCUCCACACAUCUGUGCAGAUAUUAACAUGAGUGGAGAGCCUGUAGAACCCACAGAUGCCCCCAAUGAACAGGCGGAUGAGCGAAAUGGGCUCGAUUUUGCCAGACAGAUAAAGACAGAGGAUCUCAACACCUCCUCACCAGCACACAAGACAUGUUUCCUUACUCAAGAAUCUCCCAAGCCCAACGAGCACCUGACAGCGGACUUACCCCCACUGCACCCCCUUCAGCAGCUGGUGCUGGUGCCAGGGUCUCACCUCCCCUCUUCCUCACCCUUCCUCCUCUCUCAGACCCAGAAUGGGCACCAAGCUCUGCUAUCCCUGCCCUCACAGUCCCAGUCAGGCCUGCUUCAGCACCAACCUGGCUUGGCCCUCACCCCCCAGUCAGCGAGUCGCGCGGGUUCGGCAGCGGCUCCCCUGGAAGGCCACCUGGGCAUGGCCCACCUGCAGGCCCCCAAACACCUGGGCAUGGCCCACCUGCAGGCCCCCAAACACCUGGGCACUGCCCAGCAGGAUGAAGCGACCGACCUGGAGGAGCUGGAGCACUUUGCCAAGGCUUUCAAACAAAGACGCAUCAAACUGGGCUUCACUCAGGGAGACGUGGGCCUGGCCAUAGGGAAGCUGUAUGGGAACGACUUCAGCCAAACCACCAUCUCCCGCUUCGAAGCCCUCAACCUCAGCUUCAAAAACAUGUGCAAACUCAAGCCACUGCUGGAAAAAUGGCUCAGUGAUGCAGAAAACUCCCCCUCAGACAGCAAGUCCAGUAAUGAAACCAUGCCCCUGCUCAUCGAAUGCUUUGGGAGAAAGAGGAAGAAAAGAACGAGCAUUGAAACCAACAUUAAACUAACACUGGAGAAACACUUUGUGCAUAACCCAAAGCCCUGCUCAGAGGAGAUUGUCAUAAUCUCAGAUCAACUGGCCAUGAAGAAGGAGGUGGUCAGGGUCUGGUUCUGUAACCGGCGACAGAAACAAAAGCGGAUCUGCAGCCUGUCGCCUAUGAAAUCCCCCAACUACAGCUCUCAGCUGGCUCCUACUUCCAGGUCAUUCUGUCCUCUCAAUGAAAGUGGAGUAUCGUCUGGUUCCUCCUCCAGUAGUCCCAGCCGUGGGCCGUCCCCUGGCGCUGUCCCCUCUGGCAUUAACACUCUGACUGCGCAGGGCAGCAGCCAGUCCCUUAACAUUACAGGAUCCUGGUAUCGAGCAUGGAACCACUUGUCCUAUCUCCAUUGAGAGCGCCAUGUACAGAAACACAUGCGGAAAACCUGCCAAACGUGCUAAAACUAUCCAAACAAACACUGAAACCGACCACACACAACCAUGCUAAACCAGAGAAAAGACACUCAAGACCAGUAGCCCUGGGAAACAGCCAUUUUGUGAAACCUUACUCUGGUAUAAUUACAAUAACUCAGAGAAAGUUGGAAUUUAUGUAAAUAUAUGAACGGUUUUUAUUUUUUUAGACAAAUGAAAUAACUUCAAACCAUCCUUUCCACUUGUUCUUGUAUAAAUUUGACUGCAGCAAGUAACAGAGGAUUGAAAUCAAGAAGCAUUUUGUGUGCUGGAGAUUGUGAUUCCUCUAUCCUUAUGAGGCUAUGUGGGUACACUGGGAAAGACUCGUACUUAUGUCAGGCUGUUUACAGCAUCAAUCAUUUUAAAAACCGAAACCAUGAUUGCAUCGUGAAUCUUGACUCAUGGUGUAAAAUGCUAAACCUAUGAAGGUGUACAUAAUCACUGUUUAGAAUUUUACUGCAAAUAUUACCACAUUCCACAGUUAGGCCUAAUAAUGGAGUCACUUUCUUUAUAUUUGUAUUUUUCUACCAUUUUUUAUGUAUCUCUAAGAAUAA